AGACCGCAUAAAAAUCCUCCUCUCCACUGCCUUCUCAAUCCAUUCAACGGGCCUCACUCUGCCUCACUUGGAGGAGAAUUGGGUUUCUGCGCUUCAGACAAAAUGUCUUUUAGUGAGCAGCAGUGUAAACAGCCGUGCCUGCCUCCUCCUUGUCUUCAGAAAACUCAAGAGAAGUGCCCAGUGCAAGUUCCAGAGCCCUGUCCACCACCAUGCCAAGAAAAAUGCCCAGUGCAAGCCCAGGAACCGUGCCUCCCUCAGAGCCAGGAGCCAUGCCAAGAAAUAAGUCCACAGCAGUGCCAAGAGUCAAGUCUCUCUCAGUGCCAAGACCCAUGUGCACCACCCUGCCAAGACCAAGUCCUGGAGCCACAAUGCCAGGAACUAUCUCAGGUCAAGUGUACGGAAUCAGUCCCUCAAAAAUGCCAAGAGAAAUGUCCAUUCCCUAGCCUGGGUAAAUAGCCAUCGAUCUAAAAUUCCACAGCUAUGGCAACAUCUGGAGGCAAAAGAAAUGACCCACAGAUUAAAAAGCCAAGUCAUAAUCCAUAUCAUGGUGAAGUUCUGUUUAUGACUCUGUUCUUAUUGGUUUUUCUCAUGUCUUUGCCCUGGCAAGCGUUUCUGAUCAUCAUUCAGGUCACGGUCUUUCUCUGGGAAAGUGAUUCUCACUAUAUCUCAGCAAUCUCUAUAAAUAAGCACGGUAUCUCCCAAACAGUGGGAAAAUGGGAUGCAGCAGAUCAGUGCUUCUGUAAAACCAAAGAACGGCAGAGUUGAAAGGGACCUGAAAGACCAACCCUUUCAUUAUAUGGAGAAAAAAACUGAAGCACAUAAAAGCAAAGAUAGUCAGUAAAAAAUCCAGGACAAGAACCCCUGGCUUUCUGACUCCUAAUCCAGUCCUCUUUCUACUACAUCAUCCUUCUCAAUCCUGGGUUUGUAGACUCCUAAGAGGUUUCCACCCACUUGGUGGGAUAUAAUGGAUCCAUUUUAAAAAUGUAAACUCUUUGAAGGUAAGGACUGUUUCAGUCUUGUCUUGGUAUCCUCCACACUUUUCAGGGUGUCUCAUGUAUUCUACUUAACCGCCUAAUGAAUGUUUUAUAAAUUAUUGAAUUCUCAAGUGAUUCUCAAAUAUAUGUUAAUUUGGAAACAUCACACACACAUACACAUGCACACACACACACACACACACUCACACACAGUAUUAUAGGGGAAGGAAAUGUAAUUAAAUCCUUUGAGAAUUUUUUUUUUAAAAAAAAGGCCUAUAUCAUACAUUAUAGGCACUGCUAGUUUAUAUAAUUGCAAAGACAAAGACAAAGACAAAAACAGUCCCUCCCUUCAGAGCUGCAUUCUAUCAGAGGGGAGAAGAUAGUGUCACCAAAUGCAGCAAAGUCUGUUAAGGUGCCACAGCCCUCCAGAGGUGGAAAAAUCUCUUUUCUAUACUCUACAACUAUCCCCAGCCCCAUGGGCAUCAACAUUCUGGUGCUAUGGUAGCCAGAAGAAUGGCGAUGAUGUAAUCAUUGAUGCUACAAAGUGAAGCUGGAAGAAUGAGAUGGGAUCCUCUGAAUUCCCUCUUUCUUGUUGUUUUCUCUGUUGUUAGCUCACUCUGGGCCACUAGUGCAGGCUCUUUCUAAAUCUUCGGAGAUGUGAUUUGUAUUCUAUGUGAUUGCAUGAUGGGUCCACUUGAUUGUCCAACUCUCUGUCCUUUUUCUCCAAUUGUCAAGGUAAAACAUUAAAGCCUCCAACUCCA
Molecule: messenger RNA, 1735 nt
Organism: Vombatus ursinus (common wombat)
Lineage: Eukaryota; Metazoa; Chordata; Mammalia; Diprotodontia; Vombatidae
Product: proline-rich protein 9-like
Exons: 2
Coding region: 103-456 (117 amino acids)
Source: RefSeq, a predicted model, not a curated record